AUUCAGCAAAUUCAAAAACCCAGUGGCCUAAACCCUAAACGAAGAAUAGUUAGAGACUCCCACAAACAAAUUGUAGAUUCGAGGUUUAUAUACAUCGUACAUACAUAACCAUCAAAGUAUACAACAUCGUGCGGAAGAACGCGAAGCAAAGAAUGCUGAUUUUCCAAAGAAAACUUCUUCAAAGGAUUUCUUUUAAUCAAGUAGCCAAAAGCCGUUCAUAUUCUAGCAAGAGGGUCGUUGAUGUGGGGCAGCCAACUGCUGCUACUCACCCUCAGUUACUAAAAGAAGGGGAGAUCACACCUGGCAUAACUAGUGAAGAAUAUAUCUCGAGAAGGAAGAAAUUGUUGGAGCUUCUUCCGGAGAAGAGUUUAGCAAUAAUUGCUGCUGCACCAGUAAAGAUGAUGAAUGAUGUCGUGCCUUACACAUUUCGACAGGAUGCUGAUUAUUCUUACAUUACAGGCUGCCAACAACCUGGGGGUAUAGCAGUUUUAGGUCAAGAGUGUGGUUUAUGCAUGUUCAUGCCAGAAGCAAGUCCUCAUGAUGUUUCUUGGCAAGGACACAUUGCCGGAGUUGAUGCAGCUUUAGACACAUUCAAGGCUGAACAAUCAUAUCCAAUGAAAAGAUUGCGUGAGAUCCUCCCAGACAUGAUAAGAAGUUCCUCCAAAUUGUUCCAUAAUUUGAAUACAGCUAUACCGAGCUAUAUGGACUUGGAGGCCUUUCAGAAAGCUGAUUCCAGUGGAAAAGUGAAAGAUCUUUCUGUAUACACCCACGAAGCACGGUGGAUAAAAUCACCAGCUGAGCUUAAAUUAAUGAGGGACUCUGCUUCAAUAGGUAGCCAGGCUCUUUUGCAGACAAUGCUGCAUUCAAAGACAUUUCCUCAUGAGGGUAUGCUAGCAGCUAAGGUUGAAUAUGAAUGCAAAAUGAGAGGUGCCCAAAGAAUGGCAUUCAACCCUGUGGUUGGUGGUGGGCAUAAUGGUAGUGUUAUACAUUAUUCUCGAAAUGACCAGACGAUCAAAGAUGGGGACCUCGUGUUGAUGGAUGUUGGAUGUGAACUGCACGGUUAUGUUAGUGAUCUAACUCGUACCUGGCCACCGUGCGGCAGCUUUUCUCCUGUUAAUGAAGAACUUUAUGAUCUAAUUUUAGAGACAAACAAGGAAUGUGUGAAGCUUUGCAAACCUGGCGCAAGCAUCAGUCAAAUACACAACUACUCGGUUGACAAGCUGCGAAAAGGAUUGAAGGAGAUUGGAGUAUUGAAAGAUGAUCGCCAUUUUCAUUACCAUCAGCUGAACCCCACUAACAUAGGCCAUUUUCUGGGAAUGGACGUUCAUGAUUGUUCUACAAUCUCCUGUGAACGUCCUUUGAAGCCAGGUGUUGUGAUAACAAUUGAACCAGGAGUUUACAUCCCAUCUUCUUUCGAUGGUCCAGAGAGGUAUCGAGGCAUUGGGAUAAGGAUUGAGGAUGAAGUUCUUAUAACGGAAUCGGGUUAUGAGGUCCUUACUGGGUCGAUACCGAAAGAAGUUAAACAUAUUGAGUCCUUGAUAAACAACUACAGCCAUGGAAUGGGGACUGAGACUCAAAAUAUCAUGAGAGCUGCAUCCAGUUAGUGAUCCCCUCGGAAUUCUCAAGAUUCAAGAAAUUGAUUAAUUGAAUGAGAAAACUGAGAUGAUUUUGUGUAUCUUCAUUCUAUUUCAGGAAGCACCUCAUUUUUCAUCCUGUUUUUGGUGUUUUUCUGCAUUGAUUGUACGUCAUAUAAGAUCAGUCCGUAUCCUAGUUCUUGUAUAACAGAAAUUUUGAAUAUCCACCAUUAUGGCCAUUUGUUUUUUUCA
Messenger RNA from Cornus florida, 1826 nucleotides. Its product is annotated as intermediate cleaving peptidase 55, mitochondrial. Bases 153 to 1604 code for a protein of 483 amino acids. Gene Ontology annotation, cellular component: mitochondrion. The transcript has 14 exons. NCBI's taxonomy places the organism in Eukaryota, Viridiplantae, Streptophyta, Magnoliopsida, Cornales, Cornaceae. Gene Ontology annotation, molecular function: metalloaminopeptidase activity; manganese ion binding. The record is from RefSeq and is a predicted model, not a curated record.